CGCACGCGCGGUGGCUGCGCGGAACCGGGCAGAGGGCGGUUAGGGCGCAGGGCGGCCCUGGCUUGGCGGCCCUGGCUUGGGGGCCCAGGGAUGCCGCCGCUGCUCAGAAUUUAUCUGCUGUGGCUCGGGCUCCUGCUGGUUCGUUUCUCCCGUGAGCUGAACGACAUUAGCAGAGCCAGGAAGUUGUGCGGCAGGCACCUGCUAGAAGAAAUAGUAAAACUCUGCGGCAAUGUUAGUUGGAGCCACUUUGAGGAGGGAAAUCCUUUCACACAGCUUCUUCCCCAGGCUAUGGAGAAGGUUGAAACUUUCAUCCCCGAUCGGUUGGAAAGCCCCCAAACCACCUUCCCGGUAUGGGGGAGAGGCACAGACACAGUCUCUACUUCUGCCUCUCAGGAAGAAGCAAUAAACAAUUUGAAGAUGCAGUCGCUGGCCGAGUAUCAGUACAGAAAGGCCAACUUGCCUUUUAAGACAAGACAGGAGGUAUUUUCCUCGUCAGAAGAUAUCAAUUCAUAUAUUCGUGAGAUUGUAGAUUUUCAGAAGAAAAGUAAAAACAAAAUUAAAACCGUAAGCCAUUUGUUUUGGGGGAAUCAUCCCCAAAGAAAACGCAGAGGAUACUCAGAAAAAUGUUGUCUGAAAGGAUGUACAAAAGAAGAACUUAAUAUUGCAUGCCUUCCAUAUAUUGAUUAUACAAACUUAAAGAAAGAAGCAUUGGCAUUUGUGACUGAGAUAUACUAA
Molecule: messenger RNA, 735 nt
Organism: Camelus dromedarius (Arabian camel)
Lineage: Eukaryota; Metazoa; Chordata; Mammalia; Artiodactyla; Camelidae
Gene: INSL6
Product: insulin like 6
Exons: 2
Coding region: 91-735 (214 amino acids)
Cellular component (GO): extracellular region
Molecular function (GO): hormone activity
Source: RefSeq, a predicted model, not a curated record